GCUGUUUGCAGCCUCUCCAAGUGGCCGCAACAUGUUUGGCCAACGGAACGGAGCCAGCAGCAUUGAAGAAUCUGGUCAACCCAAGUGGCGAGGCGUAUCCAGUGGGGCUCUUUGUCGGGAACUGGCCGGGCGGCUUGGCUACCAGCUCUCUUGCAGGCAUCCUCAUUCAGGAGAUGCUGGGCUACAAUGUGAGCUACAAUGGGCCAGGCGGCAGCACGACUCACGGCAUGUAUGCGAUUAGUGGCUGUCGCAACCCCACCGCCACGACUGCAGAGGAGCGUGGCUGCGACGCGAAGGUGACCUACAAUCACAUCACCAUGGAAAUGUGGGAAGCUUAUCCAUCGCUCUGGGCCGAUCUGCAGAAGAACAAGGCCAUGGCGCCCAAGGCGUUGACGUCCAUGGGCUAUGAUGGAAAAACCUCCACGUACCUGCUGAAAAGCGUGCAAGAGUCCGUGGCCGAAUCUGAAGGGUUGCCUUUGAAGUUCUACACCUCAUACAAUGCCAACUGGUGGAAGCCAUGGCUUUAUUUUGACAACACCUCCUCGGUCAAUGCGACCAGGUUCCUCAAGAAGUGCAGCGAGACACAAAUCUUCUCGGAUAGCUUGAUGCGGAACUACCUGGCGCAAACGGGUGAUAGUGCUGGAGUGCAGAUCAUUGAUGGUGCAGUUGUGGGUUCGUGUCCUGAUGAGUACUUUUGGAGGGCGCCAAGUUGUCGUAACGAGACCUUCAAGUGCGUGAUCUUCUUCACAGGCGGUGCUGGUUGGAGCGUUCACCUGAUCAUGCAGCAAGCAACUGCUUGGAACAUGCCGAUUGCUAUGGCAAUUGCCAACACAUGGGGGGAUUUUGCUGCAAUGCCAGUGGCUCACCGGAGCCUUUUCUAUUGGUGGGAGCCAGAUCCAACUUUCCUGGAGCUGGCGCCAGUUGAGGUGAUUUUCCCACCGCAUGACAGGGUUGGCCAUGCCAAUGGAGAUUUAAAAACAGCUCCGAGCACCAUCAGACUCACCAAAGGCGUCAGCAAAGACUUGUUGUCACUCGCUCCCAGAGUGGAGAAUUUUCUGGUGAACAUGGAAAUCAGCAUGGCCAUGAUCAAUGCAAUCAUGCUGGACCAGAAGAACACAGGAGAUUCCUGGGACGAUGUCACCUGCCGAUGGCUCCAAGGCAACAAAGCCACGUGGGAAUCAUGGUUACCAGAUGAUACCACUUGUUUUGCGGGCUUUGGGCUCGUUGACAUCGAGUCUGGAGAGCUUGCAAUGGAUAGAACUGUUCGCGAGGGCAAAAGGUGCCAAGCUUGCCCCAGCGGUACCUUUUCUGAGCGCUUGGUGGACUCCAUCGGCGUGACCUACAUCUGUUCCGCAUGCCCCUUGGGCACCAGCCAGGCUUCGGGAGCCUCGCUCAAGUGUGAGCCCUGUGACAAGGGCACAUACCAAGACGAGCUGGGAAGCCAAAGCUGCAAGCGUUGUCCCCUGGGCACCUAUCAGGAUCAAGAGGGUCAAGCCCAAUGCAUUGCGUGCCCGGAUGGAAGCAGCACGCUGGGCUUGGGAUCCGUGGCGUUCACCGAUUGCGGCUGCGUUGAGGGUCGCAUUGACGUUGCGCCUGCAGGUCUGACGUGCGAGGUUUGCAGCGUUGGCUUGACUUGUCCCGCCAUGGGGACACUGGAGAGUUAUGAGACAGGCGUGCAUCCUUUGGGCACGAAGUACUUGCCUAUUGUGGAUGCAGGCUACUACACCACGGCAGCUGAGCCCUUGAAGGUCUACAAGUGUGGCAAGACCUGGCACUGCCCAGGUGGCGUCCCAGACUCUUGUGCAGGUGGUCGCGCUGGAGUGCCAUGUGCUGAGUGUCCACAAGGUAAGACAUGGAGCGAAGGACAAUGCAUGGAAUGUGAAGCAUGGAGGCAAAUCCUUUGGGGCAUCAGCGUGGUGGGAGUCUUCCUUUUCCUUACGGCAUCCUAUUAUUUGAUGACUUCAAAGGUGACGGCUAAGGCUUCCGUGCUGUUCACUACGACCUGUGCGUUUGGCAUGCUGGUGUCCCUCCUCCAGAGUGUUGGGAUCAUUGGCAUGAUGACGGUUGAGUGGCCCGUGGAUCUCAAGGGUUUCUUCUCCUACUUCCAGGUUCUCUUGUUGGACCUCGACAGCUUCGGUUUUGCCUGCUUCGCCGGCGCUGAAACGAGCUUUCGCUACAUCGUGAGCGUGGUCUUCUUCCCAGCGGCCGUGUCCUGGUUGGUGAUGAACUUCAUCUUGAGCAAAGUGCUGCCACAGCAUCGUCGCUGGGGUAUCACGAAGGUGGCCAGUUGCUCUGGGCAGGUGCUUCAGGUGGGGCAGGGCUCGUGUAUUCGUUAUCUCCUUCUUUUUGACGUUUGUGGAGUUGUGUUGGCUUUUUGGGAAGUGACACAUCUACUUGUGUUGCUUUGUUUUCUUGGUCACUUUCAAUUUAUCUAA
This is a messenger RNA of Durusdinium trenchii, 2435 nucleotides long. Lineage: Eukaryota; Dinophyceae; Suessiales; Symbiodiniaceae. The record is from the annotation of a GenBank genome assembly.